AUGCACUGAGUCUGAAACUCCCCGGGAGAGACCGAAGGAGGAAGAUGGCGGCAACUGACCGUUCCCGGUCCGAAGCUGCAAAGCAGCGGCGGCAGGAUCAGCUGCAGCGGUGGCGGGGCUCGGAGACGGAUCGGACCGGGGCGGAGGCGAGGAGCCUGUGCUCCGCUCCCGGAAACCGACGGGCCCGAGUGCGCUUCGCCCAGGGCGCUGUGUUCAUGGCCGCCUGCUCCGCCGGGGACCGGGAGGAGGUGGCGGAGCUCCUGCGACAGGGAGCAGAUAUCAACCACGCCAAUAUAGACGGGCUGACGGCGCUGCAUCAGGUAUCUGGAGCAUGUAUAGAUGUGGACCAGGCCAGGAGAGACGAGGAGAGAGUGAUGCUCCAGGAUGCCAUGGCCGUGUUGGCAGGAAGUGGCUCUCUGGUCCCUCAUCCGAACACUCAGGCCACAGCGCUGCAUGUCGCUGCUGCUAAAGGAUACAUUGAGGUGUUAAAGGUGCUGCUGAAGUGUGGGAUAGACGUGGACAGUCGGGACAGUGAUGGCUGGACGGCUUUUCACGCGGCGACUCACUGGGGACAGGAAGAGGCCUGCACUCUGCUGGCUGAACACAUGUGUGACAUGAACGCUGUCAGUAAUGUGGGGCAAACUCCACUCGACGUAGCCGAUGAGAACAUCGUUGAGAACUUGGGAGAACUGCAGAAGAAGCAGAACGCUAUGCGUUCAGAGAGACAGAAGAUCCAGACGCCCGUCAUUGAGACCAGCCCACCUGUUUCCAUGGCGCCAACUCGCCCUCGCAGGACGUCCAUCUCUCGUAUGAGCAGUAAAGAGAAGAUCACCCUGCAUGAGCGAGAGAAACAUGCUCCGCCCUCACUCCAGACUCCGCCCACAGAAGAGGACGAGGACGAGUCGUCGCGCACAGCCGGCCAAUCCAAACCCUCCAGCAGCUCCAGUUCAGAGGAAGAGAGCGAAUCAGAGAGUGACGCCGAGUCAGAAAAAGCAAAAACUCGAGAAAUGAUCAACAACUUGAACAACAAACGCAAUGCAGCGCCCGUAGCGAGCUCUGUGACCAACACUGCCCUUAACCAGGUUAAAAAGGCUGAACCCGUCCGGACCCCGGUGACAGAGGCUCCAGGUUCCUGGAGGACGUCUUUGCGUAAAGCAGGAAGUUCUGUGACCCUGGGCUCGGCCGGGGCCUCUGAGCCAACCACUGAGGCCCUCAAGGACCCCGAGACUAAACUGGGAAUGACACGCUCUGCAUCCAGUCCCAGACUGAGCUCUGAAUCUGACAAUAAGGAGCCCAGGUUGGCCCGUGUUCAGCCCACUCCGUCCAGACGCCUUUUCAGCAUCAGUGACACCAGCACCAACCCCGACAACUCCAGCAGCUUGUUGAGCCGCAGCUCUUCAUACACGCGCCGAUUGAACAGCCAGUCCGGCGCUGAAGUGUCGGCUCCGAACCCCUCGUUACCUCGCAGCUCGUCUUAUGGAAGGAAACUUGACGACCCUUCAGUGACCUCUGUAACCACGGCAACCUCUGGACUGAGUCGCCUCAGUAGUCUAGUGGCUCAGAGGUCGGCUCAAGAAGAGGCCGAAAGGAAGGAGCCCGUCUCGAAUUCUGUAACCACGACAACCACAUCAGGCGAGCCAGAGACCAAACAGAGACGCAAGUCCUAUCUGACUCCAGUGCGUGACGAGGAAGCAGAAGCUCAGAGAAAAGCCCGAUCCAGACAUGCUCGUCAGUCCAGACGCUCCACGCAGGGUGUUACUCUCACAGACCUGCAGGAAGCGGAGAAGACAAUGAAGACGGAAAACAAGGGGAAGGAGCAGAAGAAAGAAGAGGAGGAGAAAGAAGGGAAGCAAAAGAAGGGAGAGGAAGGGGAAGUGAGCUGGCGGUCUCGUAUUGCUAACCUGCAGAAGUCAGAUUUGCUGGGACUCACACACCCUCCUGGUGCUCCACGUCCUGACAGACAGGAUGCAGACAGCGAGGAGCGAGCGAGGGAGCGCAGGAGAGCCAGAGCUCGGAGGAGAGGGAAAACAGGAGAGAGCGAUGACAACGACCCCAGUGGAGAGGAGGAGAGUAGCAGUGGGCGGGACCCACAGACAGACAGACACACGAGCAGCAGGUCUGAUUUGGUCUUGAAUGACUGUAUUCUCACGAGGGGAUCAGAGUCCAGGGACUUUAAGAAGUUGUUCGAGGAGAUGUCCAGGGAGAACCGCCGUCUGCAGUCACAGUUAUCAGACACACAGAGAACCAUUUCACUGACCCGGGUGGAGCUGGAAAAGGCCACACAGCGGCAGGAGAGAUUCACGGACUGCACGGCUCUGUUGGAAAUGGAAAAGAAGGAGAAAAGGAUGUUAGAGAGACGUGCCGCUGAGUUGGAAGAGGAGUUGAAGGUUUUAGGGGAUCUGAGAGCCGACAACCAGAGGCUGAAGGACGAGAACGGCGCGCUCAUCAGAGUCAUCAGCAAACUCUCCAAAUGAAGACCGAGAGAGAGAAAGAGAAACCGUACCACCCCGACAUCCUUCCCAAGAACCAAAGAAUGCAAGAGAGGAGGAGAGUGUCACUGUUUUAUGACAGCUCACAGUUAGCCCUGAUCUUUUAAUUUCCUGUGCGUGUGGCGUGUUUGAAUUUCAUCCAACUUCAUCAGCGGAGCUUCAGAUUUCCCUAUUUCCCUCUCUCUCUCUCUCUCUCUCUCUCUCUCUCUCUUUCUCUUUCUCUCUCUCUCUCUCUCUCUCUCACACACACACUCUCUCUCGCACUCGUAUAGGGACGCAUGCACCAUGCACAUUCCCAUAAGCGUGAGCGCGCACACUCCACACACAUUCCACGAGUCUCAGGCAGCUGACGUCUGCAGUAUUUUUGCAUCUUUGCACAAACACACACACACACACACACAAAAUGGAGAGGUUCAACCCUAAACUCCACUAAAGGUGGUCUGAACAUGUCACUCCAAUCCAUCGACUCCAGAAACCAGCGCGACAAUCAUUCGUUGAAAACACCGAAAACACGCCAGCUGUGCCGUGUAUCUUUUCCGGCAAGCCAUGAGGAAAUGUCUAUUUUUGUGGUUUUUACCUUUGUUUGAAUCAUCCGUGCUCUCUGCGUCUUCUGAAGCGAGGGCGACGGCUUUGUUUAUUGUGUA
Messenger RNA from Sinocyclocheilus grahami, 3133 nucleotides. Its product is annotated as protein phosphatase 1 regulatory subunit 12A-like. The transcript has 22 exons. Gene Ontology annotation, molecular function: protein kinase binding; enzyme inhibitor activity; phosphatase regulator activity. Gene Ontology annotation, cellular component: cytoplasm. Lineage: Eukaryota; Metazoa; Chordata; Actinopteri; Cypriniformes; Cyprinidae. The record is from RefSeq and is a predicted model, not a curated record. Bases 45 to 2474 code for a protein of 809 amino acids.